AUGGCCUUUUCUUCUCGCCUCUUAUCCAAAUCGAAACAGUUGUAUUCUGGCCACAUCCUGCUGCAACGGGAGCAUGCGGUUCCUGUCCGUUUCUUUGCCAAAGAAGCCGCUCCUCGUCCAGCCCUUAAAGGAGAUGAGAUGCUGAAGAACAUUUUCUUGGAGGUUAAGAACAAAUUUGAGACUGCUAUGAGUGUACUACGGAAGGAAAAGAUCACAAUAGACCCUAAUGAGCCAGCUGCAGUUCAGCACUAUGCGAAGGUCAUGAAGACUGUUAGAGAAAAGGCAGACUUGUUCUCAGAAUCUCAAAGAAUUCAAUACACCAUUCAAACACGAACGCAAGAUAUUCCAGAUGCCCGAACAUAUCUGUUGACGCUGAGGGAAAUUCGAAUCAGGAGGGGCCUAACUGAUGAACUUGGUGCAGAGGCUAUGAUGAUGGAUGCAUUGGAAAAAAUUGAAAAAGAACUUAAGAAACCACUCAUGCGGAAUGACAAGAAGGGAAUGGGUCUUCUUAUGGCAGAAUUUGAUAAGAUCAAUAAGAAACUUGGAAUAAGGAGGGAAGAUCUGCCGAAGUAUGAAGAACAGUUGGAACUCAAAAUUGCCAAAGCACAGUUGGAGGAGCUGAAGAAAGAAGCUGUUGAGGCAAUGGAAACUCAAAAGAAAAGGGAGGAAUUUAAGGAUGAGGCGAUGGUUGAUGUGAAGUCAUUAGACAUCCGAAACUUUCUCUGAAGUUGAGCUUGUUGGUUAGUGCUUUGCUCUGCAUUUUGCUUUGCAUUUAACAGUUGUUAGGAUACUCUUAUCCAGCAAUUGUUUGAAGAAAAGAGAUUAUACCUCUUCAGGUAUUUGUUAAAAUAAAAGGAGAUACUGAAUUAAUGUUUUGGUCAUUUGUAUGUGUCCGGUCUGUCUUUAACUCCUUGCACUAAUUGGUUGGCGAUAUCCGACCAGGGUGAGAUUUGAAAUUGCAGUUGAAGUGCUGCCUCUUUUUUUUUUUUUUUUUAAAUGGCCUACUUUUGUUUUAAGUUUCUGCUAUAUUACAUGUGGAUUUUGAA
Camellia sinensis is the source of this 1046-nucleotide messenger RNA. It is a transcript of the gene MGP1, whose product is annotated as MALE GAMETOPHYTE DEFECTIVE 1. Gene Ontology annotation, biological process: pollen development. Lineage: Eukaryota; Viridiplantae; Streptophyta; Magnoliopsida; Ericales; Theaceae. The record is from RefSeq and is a predicted model, not a curated record.